AUGAAGCGUGCCGUGGCCGCACCGCCCCCAGCGGCGGCGCCGAAUGAGCGCACUCCAAUGCUGCACCCGCGUCCGCUUCCGGUGGAGGUGGGGUCAAUGCAGCUGCGGGAGGAGAUGGACGAGGUGCCCUAUUGGGAGCGCAUUUACUCCCCGCUUCACCCGGUCCUUAGCAAGGUGCAGGAGCACUGCCACUAUGAGUGGGUGGCGGCUUUGCUGUCGGCCAUGAUGCUGUUGGCCCUUUUUGUGUUUGUGUUUUACCUGGACACGCCGCCCAGGCCGGAGCACUGUGUGACGCCGUUUGGUGAACUAUUGGGGGAAAGCAAAGGCGUGUUUGCCUUCAGCAACUGCAACAGGGACUAUCGCAACGUAGAGGAGCACUUUGUGCUAGUCAAGACCUCACCGGUGCACAGCGGUUUGAAGUGGCACUCUGUAGAGUAUGCGCGACGGUUCUGGUUGCUUGCAAAGUGGCCCGCCGUGCAGUUCAUGUCUGUUAGGAACGCAGAAGAUAUCUGGACGAGGGUGAAUUAUGCCUCGUACACUAAUGGGAAGCGCGUCAAACUGUUCAAGUAUGAGAACAUGCUGUCAUGUGACCGAGCGCCGGCGUUAAAUGCCACUAUGAAGAAGCAUGCAUGGAAUAGUUACAGGCCCCAAAUUGGUGAUCUACUUGUUUAUGCAAAUGAAAGCCGCCUACCGGGAGGGCACGUCGCCGUCGUUGUGGGUAUUGCCUCGCUGCCGCUCCAGGCCGCUGCUAACGCAUCCCGGAUUAGGCAGUACAGCCUGCUCCUGGCAGAGCAAAACUGGGAUAAUGCGCGGUGGCUUUGCAACGACACCUUGGAAGGAGGCACAUCAACAGUCACCGCACUGCCUUGCCAAUACUCACGCAAGGUUCUACUGCAGCAAGUGGAUAGCGCACGAAGGAUGUGUGUAACAGACCCAGGGGGAACCGUGCUCGGUUGGGUGCGUGUGUGA
Molecule: messenger RNA, 969 nt
Organism: Trypanosoma conorhini
Lineage: Eukaryota; Euglenozoa; Kinetoplastea; Trypanosomatida; Trypanosomatidae
Product: D-alanyl-glycyl endopeptidase-like protein
Exons: 1
Coding region: 1-969 (322 amino acids)
Cellular component (GO): cytoplasm
Molecular function (GO): ligase activity
Source: RefSeq, a predicted model, not a curated record